AUGCUGCGUACUCUGGGAACCAGACUGCCCAGGAGGCUGCCGACGCUCCAGUCGGCGGCUUUCCGGCCGCUGUCUGUUUCGGCGCCGAGAUUCGACCUCAAGAAGCCCGAGGACAUCGAGGAGCUUAUCGCGCCCCGGGAAAGGGUCGAGAAACUCCGGAAAGAGAUGGAGGCCAAGUACGGCGACAAGCUGAAGAACAAGGUCAAGGCCCUCGACCAGCUGAAGCAGAAGGUCCAGGCGCCGAGCGUCCAGGCCAAGCUCAAGGCGAAGAAGUACGCCGAGGAGGAGGCUAAGCGCGCGGAGGAGCUGCGCAAGGCUUCCGCCGCCGAGGCCGAGCAGAACGCUGCGGACGAGGCUGCCAACCGUGAGGAGCGCAUUCAGGAGCGACAGCGUCAGGCGCAGGCCGCCGGCGACCGCUCCGGAGUCAAGCCCCUCGCCUCGAUCAUCAACAUGCCCCUCCUCCUCAUGACGCCUCACACGAAGGAGCAGAUUGGCAGCAUCUGGAACGCCUACCACACGACGCACAAGACGCUCGCUCCCUCGUAUCUCUCGGCUUGUCUUCCGUUGUCGACGUACGAGAGCAUGAUCGCCGUCGCGAAGCAGCACCCGCAGUUCGUCCUUCCCCUUCCCCGUCAGGGUGAGGACGGCAAGGAGGGCUGGGAAAUGUUCUUCAUGCAGUGGCUGUUCCACCAGACGCCUUCCUCACCUCCGACUGCCGACAAGAAGGGCAACGAACCCCUUCCCCCUAUUGCCAGCGUCAUCUUCACCCCCCUCGAGGAGUUCAAGGUCGCGGGCGAGUGGGCUCAGCCGUACCUCACCCUCACCUUCUACCCGGACUUUGGCAAGACCCACGAUCUGGUGCUGAUGCGUGGCGAGAUCGCCGCGCACUCGACGAACGGCCCGCCCGAGGCGAAGAACAACCCCGGCUUCCUCCUCGGCCAGCAGGAGGCGCAGCUCCUCGCCAUGGCGCUGCAGCGCUUCUACUGCUCCGAGCUGGAGCCGCCGAGCGAGGUCAGCAUCGACAAGGACAACCGCCUUGCGCGCCGCCAGACGCUCAAGGACUUUGUCGAGCGCCCCGAGGAGUGGAACUGGCAGAACCUCAUCGACCAGGCGUACAGCGCAUAG
This is a messenger RNA of Trichosporon asahii var. asahii CBS 2479, 1125 nucleotides long. RefSeq lists its product as uncharacterized. The record is from RefSeq and is a predicted model, not a curated record. Gene Ontology annotation, cellular component: mitochondrion. The transcript has 2 exons. Bases 1 to 1125 code for a protein of 374 amino acids. Gene Ontology annotation, biological process: mitochondrial proton-transporting ATP synthase complex assembly. Lineage: Eukaryota; Fungi; Basidiomycota; Tremellomycetes; Trichosporonales; Trichosporonaceae.